AUGGCCAGCCCCGUUGCAGGCGAAUACCCUCAACCUGUUACCUCCCCUCCUCCCGUCUACCUGCGAUCUUCCCCGCCUGCCUCCGACACUCACCAAUCGACCCCUCGGUCCACACAAAAGAGACCUCUGAGCUUCGGCUUUGGUCGCAAAUCUCCCACGGCCUCGGUUCCAUUGGCAGACCACGUCGCAGAGGACCGGCGUGUCUCGAAAGGGCCCGAUGAUGCGACCUUGGCACCUGUCGCCAACAAGACCGUCGACAAUUUCCCCGUCGAUUACGACGUCCCUCCGCUGCCAACGGCGCGGUUCUCCAAAUUGACUGUGGAAGAAGACCUACCCCAGUCGACCGAUAACCAAGUCCCUGAUAGCCCUUCGCCUGGCUCCAACGGAGAUUCGUACGACGCUCCGCCACCACCACCGCCCCAUCUUCAACAGACGUCGGCGCAUGGACAUACUCCGGCCAGCAGUGGCUCGUGGUCGGUGGUAGAGCCUCAUGGGAAGGAUGAGCCUAAGAUCCUGAUCAAUACCAGCGGAUCGUCGUUGGCUCAUGGCGCCCCCAGCGCAAGUCACAACAGCUCCUCUCGGGGCAGCAUGGAUAGUGUCGACCAGGUGCCCGAAGUUGAGGAGCCGGAGCCGGAGCCUUUGCACUACCACCACCGUCCCUACCAGCCCAAGGCGAGCCCGCCCGCCGAGAAUGCCGGGGGUAAUGGCCAUCUGUCGGCUGAUCGUGCCCGAUCAUCUCGACCACGCUCGGCGUAUUCCAUUGCGUCCGAUAUUGACGGCCGCAACGGGUCCCCUCACGGAUCUCCGUACCUCCAUGCGCGCUCCUCCACCUCCCCGGACGUUCGGCCGGUCUCCUUUGUUGAUCUCCUCAACACGCCCUAUCCGCAGCCCGGUCCCGCGCCGACGCAAUUCGGCAACGCCCAGCUGCGGUCAUCUGUCGGCAACAGCGCAUCGUUGCUCAGCCACAAGCAAACCUUCGACAUGUACCUGGCCAAUGUCAAGAAGACGGACGAUCCGGCCAUCCAGUAUGAGUUUGCCAUCUUCAUGGUCAAUGCCAUGUUGGAAAUGCCCGAAGAUCUCGACGGGGUGGCGCAGGUGUACGGCCGGAAGGGAAAUGAGAUUACGCGAGCCAGUCUGCUGAAGGAAGCCAAAUCGAUUCUGCAGCGUCUGUCCGACCGCAGCUACCCGUUCGCGCAAUACUAUUUGGCCGACGGCUAUGCAUCUGGGCUGUUCAACAAGGGCAAUGAAGACCCCGACCGCGCAUUUACCUUGUUUCUCGCCGCCAGCAAGCACGGCCACGUAGAAGCGUGCUACCGAACGGCGCUCUGUUAUGAAUUCGGCUGGGGUACUCGCGUCGAGGCGGCCCGAGCCCAGCAAUUCUAUCGUCAGGCGGCAUCGAAGAACCACCCGGGUGCCAUGUUGCGCAUGGCAAAGGCUUGUCUUGCCGGUGACAUGGGCUUGGGGGUGCGCUACCGAGAGGGAGUCAAGUGGUUGAAGCGAGCGACGGAAUCCUCGGACCGACAGUACAACUCGGCGCCGUAUGAGCUGGGGUUGAUGCACGAGUCGGGAUACGGCGACGACGUCUUCCCCGACCCGUCGUACGCUGCUCAGUUGUUCACCAAAUCGGCGGACCUAGGACAUGUAGAGGCGAGCUACCGGCUCGGCGAUGCCUAUGAGCACGGCAAGCUGAACUGCCCUCGCGACCCUGCCCUGAGCAUCCACUUCUACACGGGCGCCGCCCAAGGAGGACAUCCGCAUGCGAUGAUGGCGCUCUGUGCAUGGUACCUUGUGGGGGCGGAGCCCGUGCUCGAGAAGGAAGAGAACGAGGCAUAUGAAUGGGCCAAACGGGCUGCCGAUCUCGGCCUCACGAAAGCCCAAUACGCGGUGGGCUAUUUCACCGAAAUGGGCAUCGGCUGCCGACGUGACCCGUUGGAGGCCAACGUCUGGUAUGUGAAAGCAGCGGAGCAGGGCGAUACGCGAGCGACGCAUCGUAUUGCAGCGAUUCGAGCCGCGGCCGAGGGGGUGGAUCCAGCGCAGGCCGCCAGUCAGGGACAAAAGGGGAAGAAGGAGGGCAAGAAGCGAUUUGGUCUUUUUUAG
Messenger RNA from Aspergillus affinis, 2097 nucleotides. RefSeq names its product putative chitin synthase activator (Chs3) (gene chs3). The transcript is spliced from 3 exons. The coding region runs from base 1 to 2097 and encodes 698 amino acids. Gene Ontology annotation, molecular function: protein binding. NCBI's taxonomy places the organism in Eukaryota, Fungi, Ascomycota, Eurotiomycetes, Eurotiales, Aspergillaceae. The record is from RefSeq and is a predicted model, not a curated record.